Messenger RNA from Aphanomyces invadans, 1274 nucleotides. RefSeq lists its product as hypothetical. Gene Ontology annotation, molecular function: aldose reductase (NADPH) activity. Gene Ontology annotation, cellular component: cytosol. The transcript is spliced from 3 exons. The coding region runs from base 337 to 1188 and encodes 283 amino acids. The record is from RefSeq and is a predicted model, not a curated record. Lineage: Eukaryota; Oomycota; Saprolegniomycetes; Saprolegniales; Verrucalvaceae.
UUGCGCGUGGCUCGAGCUCAAAUGUGCCACGACCUGUGAUGCAUGUAACCGAUGUAACUGCCAUCGAUUGCUUGCAAGUCGUGGUCGCUUGCCUGGUCAAUGUGGGCGUAUUCGUUCACGGGAAGGCGCAGCUUCUUCCGUGAGCGCCACCGCGUGCUCUUUUCGUUGUCCAGCAACGACAACGAUCGUCGCAACCUGACGAGUGCGCUGAGCCUCGGGGCGCACGGCAUCUUCAUCUCGUCGCCAGACGAUGCGUCCCAACUCGCUGCAGGUACACGAGGUGCUUGUUUUCCUGGUUGCUAACACGGCAAAGCGAAAACGGCACUGCGCGACCUCAUGGCCGACUCCCACGUAACCCGCGACGACAUUUGUAUUGUCUGUCAAUGUAGCUCGACGUGGUCAUCAAUGGAUGCGAUGGCGACCAAGUGCAAAGAUGUUGCGACGAAGCUCAACGUCGGUCGGCUCGACGUCGUGCUGUACUCUACCGCAUUGUUGCCUGUGCAAGGACUGGUUCGCACGUCGGCGCUGGUGGACGCGUGGACGGCAAUGGUAUCCCUUCGCACCGCCGGUCUAGCCGAUCACAUUGGCGUGUGCGACUUCCCCAUCCACGAGCUAGAAUUCCUGCUGCGACGGUUUCCGUCCUACCCCGUUGAAGUCCAAUGCGUCCACGACGUAACUCCGUUCUCGCCCCACGAGCACAUGGUGCAGUUCUGCCAUUCCAGGCAGAUCGACGUCAUCGCAUGCUUUUCGAUCCAAAUGGAGUCGUUGACGCAUGCACAGAAAACCAAAUGGAUGUCCCUCGUGUCAGACAUCACGACAGCGCAUCAGACCGUCUGGUUUCAACUGAACCUCCCGUUCGAGACCGUGCGCGUGGAGAACGCGACCGCACCGAUCAACCAGGCCAUCAAGAAUUGCAACGUGCGCUUAGAGUCGCGACGGACGCCGGAGGAAGUUUUGGUAUCAUGGCUCAACCAACGAGGCAUCAUUGCUGUCCCCACGGUCGAAGACGACGAGCCCUACGACACCAACGUGUGCCGCUCGCUCUUUUCCCUUUGCCACCCAUUCGUCAAGGAGCACGCGGCAGUCGCUCCCUCAAAGCCAUACCGUUUUGUCCUCUCCAAGCACGAGAUGGACGCGGUGGAAGCUUGUCGACAAAAUGUGGAUUCUCGAACGCGUCUUAUUGGAUAAAAACAAUAAAUGUUGUCCAAUUGAUCAAAACAUUGCUGAAACGAAGGCAUAUAAUUCGUCAAAUCCUGGUAUUUUAUUUUAUCCAA